CUCCACCUAGACAGGCUUCGCUGACAGCUGCAGAGCGCUCAGGAUGCGCCGGGUGUCUGCGACCCUCCGCGGCAGGACGAGGCCCCGGGGGCGGGCCGGGAACGCAACGCCGGUUCCAGGGAACCGGACAGGCACCUGUGCUCAGCUCCAUCCGCCCCCUCGAGGCACCUUGCAAGUUGUCCGUGGAGAUGGCACCUCACUGGGGACUGUGCUCAUGUUCCACUGUCCCUCUGGACACCAGAUGGUGGGGUCCGGCCUCCUCACUUGUGCCUGGAAUGGGAGCAUCGCCGACUGGUCUUCAGGAAGCCCUGUGUGCAAAGCCGUACACACACAUGAGACCUUCGGCUUCAAGGUGGCAGUGAUCGCCUCCAUUGUGAGCUGCGCAAUCAUCCUGCUCAUGUCCAUGGCCUUCCUCACCUGCUGCCUCCUCAAGUGUGUGAAGAAGAAUGAGCAGCACCGAGCCGACAGGACGGCACAGCUUUGGUACCAGCUGAGAGGCGAGGACCUGGAGACGGUGCAACCGCCUACCUGGGCCUCAAGGGACCACAACUACAAUAACAGCAGCAGCAUCCUACGAUCUUGUCUGGAUAAGAGGACUUUCUUCAGUGCUGGGGAUGGAACCUAG
Peromyscus leucopus (white-footed mouse) is the source of this 625-nucleotide messenger RNA. It is a transcript of the gene Susd3, whose product is annotated as sushi domain containing 3. The transcript is spliced from 4 exons. NCBI's taxonomy places the organism in Eukaryota, Metazoa, Chordata, Mammalia, Rodentia, Cricetidae. The record is from RefSeq and is a predicted model, not a curated record. The coding region runs from base 44 to 625 and encodes 193 amino acids. Gene Ontology annotation, cellular component: plasma membrane.